UUAGUGCCAAAUCUAAAUGUUAUGAAAGAUUGAAUAAUUGUACAGAAAUGGUAAAACCAUAUCUCGAAGAUAUUCGAUAUAUGUUUCCCACAAACCUGGAGGAUGUCGACCAAAUGUGUCGUGAAGAAAGAAAACUAUUAUUUCAAAAAUCAGUGGAGAAUUCAGUCGAUACGGUUCACGCCAUUUGCAGUUCUCAACACUACCAAAGAGAGUAUUUAUCAAACGCCGUAUGUUUUAAGCGAAUAUCAAUUGAUAAUUGCGGACAAUAUUAUAAGCAACUCGUGGCACAUGUGUCUAAUCCCAGAGCUCAUGACGACCAUAUUUGUUGUUCAUACGGCAAAUUCAAGAAUUGCGUUAACGAUCCAUUACUUCGGGAAUGUGGUCGAAGAGCCAGAGGUUUAAUGGAUCAUUCGAUGGGAUUUUUAGUGUCUCGAUGUCCACAAACCAAUUUUGUAAUAAAUCGGUGUCCAAAUCCAAUGCCCACCACAACUGUUACCUAUGAGAUAACUGAAGAGUCAUUUAAUCAACAAAACGAUUUGUCUGACAACAGAGCUCGCGCUGACCGUUCAUUUGAUACGGAAAUGGCCGAAGAAUCGACAAUAAGUUGGACUCCGUAUACAAUUGCCUAUACAUUACCCCCUGAAUCGGAAAGUCAAACGUCAGGCAGUUUUUCACUACAAUAA
Oppia nitens is the source of this 683-nucleotide messenger RNA. RefSeq lists its product as uncharacterized. Bases 48 to 683 code for a protein of 211 amino acids. Lineage: Eukaryota; Metazoa; Arthropoda; Arachnida; Sarcoptiformes; Oppiidae. The record is from RefSeq and is a predicted model, not a curated record. The transcript has 6 exons.